Molecule: messenger RNA, 840 nt
Organism: Drosophila montana
Lineage: Eukaryota; Metazoa; Arthropoda; Insecta; Diptera; Drosophilidae
Gene: Cpr78Cc
Product: Cuticular protein 78Cc
Exons: 2
Coding region: 409-768 (119 amino acids)
Cellular component (GO): chitin-based extracellular matrix
Molecular function (GO): structural constituent of chitin-based larval cuticle
Source: RefSeq, a predicted model, not a curated record
AAAGCCCCGAUCGGGCUGCUGCUGAUGAUGGGUGACGUUUACCGCCAUCUCAGUGGAUCAAGCAGCCAAUUCCAAAACCGCUAUGAAUGAGUUUAAACGCUUUUCGAGCAGCGUUUUUCAUAUUUAUUAUAAAUAUGAAUAUAUAUAUAUUUAUGCGUGUAUUUUGUUUUGGCCCGAAUUUUAUUUAAUAUAAUCGCAUUUUGCUUACGCACAAAUAUCUUAAGCUCGUGGAUAUUUAGUACAACGCGUCAUCAACGCAGCUCAACGGCGGAUUAGAAACGACGGCGACGACGAGGACGGCGACGUCGGCAACUGCGCCUACAUAUUCCAGUUUUGGAUGCUACGAGUAUAAAAAGCCUCCGACGCUCAAAGACAAUCAAACAGUGUGAAUUAGACAACUGAAUCAACAUGUUCAAGCUUUCACUGUGCCUUAUCGCCGCUCUGCUGGUCUGCGCCCAGGCGGACAACAUUAACCGGGACGCUCAAAUUCUGAGCGAACGCAGCGAACCAGCCGAUCCGGAGGGCAACUAUGUGUACAGCUUCGAGACAAGCAAUGGCAUCCAACAGCAGGAGUCGGGCAAUGCCAAUGGCGCCGCCGGCACCUACGCUUUCGUGUCUGAUGAUGGCCAAAAAUACGAGGUGACAUAUACCGCCGAUGAGAAUGGAUACCAUCCCAGUGGCAGUCAUUUGCCCACGCCUCCACCAAUUCCUGAGGCCAUACUUAGGUCAUUGGAGUACAUUGCAGCGCAUCCACCAGCACGCCAGUAGAGUUAAUAUUAAAAACAGUUUUAAUAAAUCAUAAAAUAGAGUACAAUAAACCAAAAGUUAAACCUGAGCCAA